AUGACAGAGCCCUCCCGCACACCAUCAUCCACCAACCCACCUAACUAUAACUUGCCAGCCUCCCCCUCCACCCAACCUGCCACGUCUCCUCCGUCAGCCUUGCCACCGUCAGCCCCGCCGCCGUCAGCCCCGCCGCCGUCAGCCCCGUUGCCAUCAGCGCCGCCGCUGUCAACGCUGCCACCGUCAGCGCCGCCGCCGUCAGCGCCGCCAUCGUCAAGGCUCUCAACAACCUUUAAGUGGAAGCAAACGGCUGACAAUCCUCCUUCAGCCGGUCAUUAUUUCUUAGCAUUAUUUCCUGUGUCAGGAAAUGUUAACGUUGGGAUUACCCGCUGUGAGAGCCCCUGUGAGAGCCCCUGUGAGAGCACCUGUGAGAGCCCCUGCGAGAGCACCUGUGAGAGCCCCUGUGAGAGCCCCUGUGAGAGCCCCUGUGAGAGCACCUGUGAGAGCCCCUGUGAGAGCACCUGUGAGAGCCCCUGUGAGAGCCCCUGUGAGAGCCCCUGUGAGAGCCCCUGUGAGAGCCCCUGUGAGAGCCCCUGUGAGAGCACCUGUGAGCCCUGUGAGAGCCCCUGUGAGAGCUCCUGUGAGAGUCCCUGUGAGAGCCCCUGGGAGAGCACCUGUGAGAGCCCCUGGGAGAGCACCUGUGAGAGCCCCUGUGAGAGCCCUUGUGAGAGCAUGAGAGCACCUGUGAGAGCCCCUGUGAGAGCAGUGAGAGCCCCUGUGAGAGCCCCUGUGAGAGCACCUGUGAGAGGAAGGGAGGAAGGAAGGAAGUUAAAGGGAAGUUAA
Procambarus clarkii (red swamp crayfish) is the source of this 783-nucleotide messenger RNA. RefSeq lists its product as uncharacterized. The record is from RefSeq and is a predicted model, not a curated record. NCBI's taxonomy places the organism in Eukaryota, Metazoa, Arthropoda, Malacostraca, Decapoda, Cambaridae.